AUGUUACAGGAUGAAAACGAAAAGUUGAAGGAAGAUCUAUCUAAGAAGGAAAGGAUUAUUAAAUCUCUUCAAGAAACUUCUCAUUCUAAAAUUCAACAAUCUUCAUAUGAUCGCCGAGCACCUAGCCCUCACUCUAGUAGUAUUGCUGAACGUCAAACUGUAUCUCCACGUACCAGACAAACUUCUGGACCAUAUAAAACAGUUCGCUCUGGAUCAUCUAAUUCAAGAAACGCAUCUGCUAAAAAUUCAAGAAAUGCUUCUGCCAGAAGUUCAUCUAUUUCAUCCAGGAAUAAUUCUGCUUUUAAUUCUCGUAAUUCCUCUAGAAACAGCUCUGUUCAAAGCUCUAGGAGAAAUUCAGUAGCAAGUUCUUCGAAUAAUUCAAGAAGUUCAUCAGUGAGGUCUUCUAGAAAUUCAUCCGCUAGAUCAUCAAGAGGUUCCACUCCAACACGUACUAAUACAUCAUAUAGAAGUGAACAUAUUCCUCUGAAAAGGUUUGACCCUACUGCAUGGAAGAAGCAAAGAGAUGCACGCCGUUCGGCUUCUCCUGCUAGAAAAACUUUUUAUUAA
Molecule: messenger RNA, 567 nt
Organism: Trichomonas vaginalis G3
Lineage: Eukaryota; Parabasalia; Trichomonadida; Trichomonadidae
Exons: 1
Coding region: 1-567 (188 amino acids)
Source: RefSeq, a predicted model, not a curated record